Messenger RNA from Pyricularia pennisetigena, 2232 nucleotides. RefSeq lists its product as uncharacterized. Bases 1 to 2232 code for a protein of 743 amino acids. The transcript has 3 exons. NCBI's taxonomy places the organism in Eukaryota, Fungi, Ascomycota, Sordariomycetes, Magnaporthales, Pyriculariaceae. The record is from RefSeq and is a predicted model, not a curated record.
AUGGCUUCUCCCAAUCCUGGUCAAGUUGUCGACCUGCAGCAUCUCUCUGGAGAGGACAAGCGGCCCGUUGCAGACGACUGGGAAAAUGGACCUGCAAAGAGGCAACGCAUGGCUCCAGAGCCGAACUCGUGUUCGGAAGCUGCAGACCCAGAAUUGGAUGGGGAAGGAUGGGCAGCAGAUCGCAUCGCACAGGGCUCUAGUAGUAGACGCCCUUCGGUAUCUUCUGCAGGAGCUGCGGUCGAAAAAGCAGCCGAUGCGGUAACGUCAAGCGCCGAACCAGCUGCGCCUACUGUCAUAGAUGAUGGAACGGAAUCAAGCGAAGACGAGGAUGACUCCUCGGUCGAGUUUGUGGAAACACCUGUGGCGUCGACCUCGCUUCAGGCUAAUGCUGGUGCCUCUACUACUGUCGCUGAGCCCGAAUCUGUCUUGUGGCAUCCCGAUCCCGACCAGGAAGCUCCUCCGCGCUGGCACACGCCCGUCAUUUAUUACGAUGACGUGAGCAAGAUUUGCAGCCUCAAAAUGGCCAACCCGGAAAGGUCGUACAGGCUCUUUGAAGAUGCCGACGGGGAGUUGGAGAGCACUUUUGGCGCUCUGAUACCUGAAGGAUACGCCCUGUGGAACGACCCUGCCUUCCCAUGGAUAUGUCCGGUUCGCGAUUGUAGACGGCUAUGUACUAGUCGGCAGGCACUUGGAGGCCAUUUCAUUAGACACCGCAAGACUCUGUUGAAUGACAACAGAGACGGGACAUUUACGGUCGUGGGUACAUAUUCAGAACAGCUGCUAGGCGAGAGAGGCUUACCGGCAGUGGUCAUCACACAAGAAACUGGUAACACGGCGCCAAUUGAAGCCCCGAGUGAGCACGCGCCUCCGGGACCUGGGAACGGCGCGAUUAAUACUAUCACGACACUACCAUCAGAGUCCUUGAUGCCACCCCCGACGCCUACAAUUGUUGGGACCCAGAAUGGAGUCCCCGUCUACAGGAAACGAGUCGACCCCAAUGCGGGCAUCCCUCAUCCUCAACACCCUAACAGGAUCAUUUCACCCAACCCAGAUGUAUUGGGGCUGAUACCACUGCGCACCGACUCUCCCCAGGUGCGAUCGAAAGGGAAGACGCCAAAUAUGGAGUUGGAUGACAAUGGCGACUUUAAAACACCCCUACCCGGUGAUGCCGACAGCAUGUGGGAAUAUAUAAAGCAGUUUAUGCGCCAGACGCCGCUGCCGCCCUCAACCGGGCACGUCCCCGACGUUAUUGGGCUGCCUAGGCUCCGCGACAUACGGUGGAACGAGACAUGGAAGAACGGCUACUUUGAGAGCCUUCCCAGAGACAUCACCGCCUUGAUAAUGCACCUGACUGGUGAAUAUUCGCCUGCAUCUUGUACAAGGUGCAAGGCUUCCAAGGGUCCCUUCGAUGGUUGCAUUGUUAUGUCGCGCGAAGUGAAAAAUCAAACUAUUGUCAGCUGCUCCAACUGCUGGUAUCACGGCUAUCAAACGCAAUGCAGUUUGAAGGGCUACCUAAGGAACAGACCAUUGAUGCUAGAGCAUGCGGCCUUGGGAAAAGGCACCCCUUUUGCUUCACCAAUUGCUGCUUCAACAGCAGCCGCGACUGCUCCAGCACAUAAAACAACAACGGCUCAGACGCAAACACAGUCGCAGCAGACCACAAACACUGGGCAGUAUGCAACAUCGAAUAACAAGUCAACAAGUUCUGCACCAGCGAUCACAGAACAACACAGGGUGACAACUCGAUCCUCGCAAUCUACAGCCACAACUAAUCAACCUUCCCCGGCCACCUCGACUGAUCGGGCUCCCGCCAACAUGCAGACACAGACACCGGCGGAAGCUCUCGAGAUGGAGGACUGGGAGGUAGGCCCUGGCAGGAUAAGGUCUCAAAAGGACAACGGUGAAAGCAUCGCUUUUUCGAAUGCCUACCUCUUUGGCAGCGACGGCUCAUCGGUCGCCGUGGCCGACGGCAUCUCAUUCCACGUCGAUGUCAUACGUCCGGGGACCAGACGCACCUUUGAGCGCGACAGGGCGAUGACGCGAAUCUGCUCCUUAGCGAGCGGCAAGCUCAAGGUGAGGAUGCAGGGAGAAGACGAGCUGACGUUGGGCCCGCACGGCAUGUUCAAGAUUCGGCCGGGCGUUGCGUGCACCGUCGAGAACAGAAUCUACCUGGAUUGUAUAUUACACGUCUCUUCGGUCGUCACCGAGGACGUUCAGAAUAUUAAUGAAUAG